AUGUCGGUUACUAGUGUCCAAACUAUGAACAACCAAAGCUUGAUGAACAUUAAUGAGAAAAUGCUCGAUAACAUGGAUCUAGUCAGUGAUCUUGAACAGGCAGUAACUCUAGAAGAGCUCAAAGAAGUUUUUAAAUAUUGUUUCCGUUGUGGAGUCAACUGGGAGCAACGCCACGUGUCAUUAGAUUGCUUAGAAUGCGGUGGAUAUUCCCUUGAGAGGCCUUGUCCUAUUUGUGCAGGUCACUGUCGAAAUAUUUGGAAACGUGAUCUUGAAGAAUCUCAUAGAAGUGGCGAGGCAAGCUGGAUGGGAGAAUGCUCCUCAAAAUGUAAAGAAAUAGGACGUGAUGCCAAUCAGAUGUGUAAUAGACUCGAAAAGGUCAAAGCCACCUUCUGA
Molecule: messenger RNA, 393 nt
Organism: Macrosiphum euphorbiae (potato aphid)
Lineage: Eukaryota; Metazoa; Arthropoda; Insecta; Hemiptera; Aphididae
Source: the annotation of a GenBank genome assembly